Vitis riparia (riverbank grape) is the source of this 3187-nucleotide messenger RNA. Its product is annotated as disease resistance protein RPP13-like. Gene Ontology annotation, biological process: defense response to other organism. Gene Ontology annotation, molecular function: ADP binding. NCBI's taxonomy places the organism in Eukaryota, Viridiplantae, Streptophyta, Magnoliopsida, Vitales, Vitaceae. The transcript is spliced from 2 exons. The coding region runs from base 218 to 3010 and encodes 930 amino acids. The record is from RefSeq and is a predicted model, not a curated record.
GUCGAUCAAAAUCAAGUCCAGCUCAUGCAUUUCUGGCAUUUACAUAAAAUACUCUUCUCAGUCCUUUCCACCAAAAAAACAAAAGCACAAUAAUGCAAUGGUUUGGUCAAUGAAGAUACCUUGAUCGACAUGAUAAGGUCUUGCUUCUUGGCAUUCCUGCUAAAGAUUUAUCAUCUCCGUUCGACUGUUUAAGGGGAGUAAUAAGGAGAAGAUUAAGAUGGAAAGGGCUGUAAUCUCCUUUGUCGUAAACAGGAUUGGUGACCAACUCAUUGAAGAAGCAGUUUUCUUGAAGGAUGUGCGCCCACGAAUUGAGAGGCUGCAUAGAGAUCUGAGGGCGAUCAAUUGCUUCUUGGAAGCAGCCGAUGCAAAGCAAGAGGAAGACCCAAGGGUGCGUAACUGGGUUUCAGACAUCCGAGAUGUUGCUUAUGAUGCUGAAGACGUGGUCGACAUGUUCAUCCUCAAGGCUGAGGCCCUGAGGAGAAAAAUCUUUGUCAAGCGCAUUUUCCAAAAGCCGAGGUGUCUGCAUAACCUUGGCAAGAAAAUCGAUGACAUCCAAACUAACCUCCAAGACAUCUCAAAGAGGCGGGAAAUCCUGGGAAUAAAAAAUAUUGGUGAAGGAACAAGCACUUCAACUCAGAUGCUGCAGAAUCUAAGACGGACCACUCCUCGUGCAGAAAAACAUGUCAUUGUAGGCCUGAAUGAAGAAGCCGAAAAGCUUGUGAAGCAGCUGACCACAGGAGACCCAAGGCGCCGUGUGAUUUCUAUUGUAGGAAUGGGCGGCAUCGGCAAAACUACUCUUGCCAAGAAAAUCUAUAAUCAUAGCAGAGUUGUGGAUCAUUUUCAGUCUUGUCGUGCGUGGGUUUAUGUAUCCCAAGAUUGUAGACCCAGAGACAUCUUUCAACAAAUUCUAAACCAAUUUCCUUAUACACCAACGGGAGAUGAAGCAAGGAAGAUAGAGAAAUUGCAGGAGAACGAGUUGGGGGAUUUCCUUCAUGAUCAACUGAAGCGGAAAAGGUUUUUGGUAGUUUUGGAUGACAUAUGGGGAAGUGAUGAUUGGAAAUGUCUUGCUAAUGCAUUCCCAGAGGAGAGUGAUGGCAGUAGAUUACUUCUUACAACUAGAAAAAAGGAUGUCGCUUUGCAAGCAGAUGCUCAAAGUGUUCCCUACGAAGUGAAACUCCUCUCCGAAGCGGAAAGUUGGAAGUUGUUUUGUAGAAGUGCAAUCCCUGACAAUGUUACUGAGAGUUGUCCUCCAGAGUUGAAGGAAUUCGGGGAAAGGAUGGUGAAGAAAUGUGCUGGUUUACCAUUGGCCAUUGUUGUAUUGGGAGGCUUGUUAUCAUCCAAAAAGCAGUUAUCUACUGAGUGGGAAAAGGUGCUCAAGAACCUACAGGCGCACUUCUCCAGUGACAAAGGAGUAGACGCAGUAUUGAGUUUAAGCUACAUCGACUUGCCCCACAACUUGAGAUCAUGCUUUCUUUAUUUAGGCCUCUUCCCAGAAGAUCAGAUUAUCCCCACAAGAAAAUUGCUCCUCCUAUGGAUGGCAGAGGGUUUUAUUCCACAGCAAGAUGAACGAAGAAUGGAGGACACCGCUGAGGAUUAUUUGAAUGAGUUAAUCAGUAGAAACUUGGUUCAAGUAGUAACAUUGAGUGUUAAUGAGAGAGCAACAAAAUGCCAAAUUCAUGAUGUAGUACGGGAUUUAUGCAUCAAAAGGGCGAAAGAGCAGAACCUUUUUGAGAUAAAAAAGAGCGUGAGUUCAUCUUUUCCUUCAACCAAAUCCCGUCGACAGGGUAUUUAUUUUGACUUGGAGAGGUAUGCUUCCACAAAACAUUCAACUCCAUACAUUCGCUCUCUCUUCUUCUUCACAUUAAAAGAUCACAGGUCCCGUUUAGAUUUUAUUUGCAAAUAUUUCAAACUGCUUAGGGUGCUAGACUUGGAAGGUUCAUUCAUUGAGAUACCGAGAGCAAUUGGGAAACUGAUUCAUUUGAGGUAUUUGAGAUUAAAUUCGCAGCAUAGAACUUGUUUUCCAACAUAUUUAGGUAAUUUAAGGAGUUUGCAGACAUUGGAUAUAAAUAAUUUUAGGAAGGUAUCAACUAUGAUGCAGAACAUGGCAAAUCUACGACACCUUUUCAUCUCGUAUGAGAGACAAGAUGGCAAGCCAUUACGAAUUGACACUCUAAGAAAUCUCCAGACUCUAUCCGGCAUAUGGUUUAGUGAUUUGCAACAAAAUGAUACGAGUAAGUUACCUAACCUUCAUAAAUUGAAAAUCAAAGUGGGAUUUGACUUGGAAGUGUCCCAGUUCUCAAACUCUAUUGCCAAGCUUGAGAACCUUCGCUCAUUGUAUCUUGAGAGAUUACAUGAUCCCUUCCAGCUUGGGAAUCUUCGCUCAUUGCAUUGUGAGAUAUUUCAACGCUUCCAGCCUGAGACAUCAUCAUAUCCCUUCGAUCUUUUCUCAUUAAAUCUCAACAAUUUUGUGAAAUCAGAUCCCCCUAGCAUUCCGUCUUUUGUCAUGAACUCUUGGCUCCAUCUAUCUAAGCUGCACUUGAAGGGAAACAUAAAGCAAUUGCCUAGGGCACAUGAGUUCUCACCAAAUCUAACCCAGUUGACCUUAGAAGGGAUUAUGCUGGACUCUGACACUAUGGCGAUUUUGGAGAAGCUGCCAAAAUUGUUGAUUUUAAGAUUGAGGAUGAUCUCAAAACUCAGACAAGGAGUACUGCAAGUAUCUGCAAAUGGCUUUCCUCAACUCAAAAUCCUUCAACUUGCUAGCUUAGACCAAAUGAAGAGUUUGAAUAUAAACAAGGGUGGCAUGUCAAAGCUUACUCAAUUGCAGAAUUUUUUUUGUGUUUUGAACAUCCAGGGAGUUAGCAAGCUCUUGCAUCUACAAAAGGUAGAUGUCAUUGAUUCAUAUCUAGAUGCUAAUCGUUGGGCUUCUACUUUUCAUCAUUCUUCCAACUGGCGUCAUACAAAAAGGUGGUUAGACAACGAUAAAGGAUUAUGGCACUUUUACCGUAGAUGAUUGUUGAGGUUACAAGCCACAGCACAAGAAGAUUGGUGGAAUUAGAAGUAGUAGUUUUCUUUCAUAUAUGAUUGUAAAGGAUGUGAAUCCAUGUCUGGUCCAGACCUAGUCAGGCUGAUGACUGUGUUUAAGCUUGUUAUUGUUGUUCAAAUUGUUUAUAAUAUAUCAAUUGAGAAA